AUGCCUCUAUUGCCCAGUUUUCCUACCUUCAGUCCGUCCAAGGCGUUCCUGAUGAGCUCGUCGAUGGAGCUGGCGCGGGAGAUGAAGGUCACGGGCCGCGGAAUAGAGGUAAUCGGUCUUCGGGCGGGAGGGGUGGCGGGCACAGGCAUGAACCGGGGAAAGGAGGGUUUCUUUCGACCGGGCGUGGACAAGUUCGUGGAGGCGGCGCUCGCGCGCGUUGGCUGUGGAAGGAUGGUCGUGAUUCCCUACUGGCCGCAUGCGGUCAUGGCGUGGUGGCGCACGCUGCUGCCUGAGUUCGUCAGGGAGUUCAUCUAUGCUGAUGCUGUGCAACACCGGUAUAGACAGCAGUGA
Molecule: messenger RNA, 351 nt
Organism: Anthostomella pinea
Lineage: Eukaryota; Fungi; Ascomycota; Sordariomycetes; Xylariales; Xylariaceae
Source: the annotation of a GenBank genome assembly